Acanthopagrus latus (yellowfin seabream) is the source of this 3011-nucleotide messenger RNA. RefSeq names its product troponin I, slow skeletal muscle-like. The transcript has 9 exons. Gene Ontology annotation, biological process: muscle contraction. Gene Ontology annotation, cellular component: troponin complex. The record is from RefSeq and is a predicted model, not a curated record. The coding region runs from base 2289 to 2855 and encodes 188 amino acids. NCBI's taxonomy places the organism in Eukaryota, Metazoa, Chordata, Actinopteri, Spariformes, Sparidae.
AACUAAAUGUUUUUGAUUAAAAAGUUUGAUCAGUUCAAAAAUUAGUUUGAGGUAUUCUUCCGGAAAAAAGUGACUAUUCCCUGAUUCCAGCAUCUUUAAUGUAAAUAUUUUCUUCUUUUUUUUUUUAUUCAUCUAUCACAGUAAAUUGAAAAUCUUUGGUUUACGGACAAAAGAAGGCAUUUGAGGACGUCACCGACACAGUCUGACAUUUUAAAGACCGAACAACGGAUCAAUUGAUAAGCAGAACCCCCGGCAGAUCAUUCGACCAUGAAAAUAUUCAUCAGCUGCAGCCCUGGUGGAGCCACUUCAAGCAAAUAUGCCACAAAACAUCAGAGAAAAACACCAAGACCCCCUGACAAAUACAAUAAAAUAGUUAAUAAAUAACUCCACAAGAGGAAUAAAAUACACAACAUCAACAUCUGCCCAGUAUUUUAUCAACAGCAGCUUAGAAUACUUCCAUAGCAACGCAGUACCCACAGUUUGGCUUGCGUGGUUGGCACUAAACUGACGACAGAAACGCUUAUUUUACAUUCUCAAGUGACAUACACGGAAAACAGCAGUCACAAAAUAUCUCAGUUAAAGUCUCUUCAGAUCCAGCAAGGGAGUUUGUAGUGCUGAUAAAAGGUGCAACCGCAUCAGAAACCAACAGAAGCUGUUGUGGAGACUUGAGGAGUCUGAACAACUCACCAGGACACUUGUUUCUGUUUUCAAUUUGUCACACAUCUGCAUGGAGCCAGAUCCAACUUUUCCUUUUCUUUUUUUUUUUUUUAAACAAUCUCAGUCCAAUCUUUUACAGGUCUGCUGAGGCGGUGACUCACACACACACACACACACUUGAAAUAUUCGUGCAUGAAAGCUUCAAACAGGACCAGACUCUUGACAACCAUCCCAAAGUUCCUAGUGUUGCGACUUUCGAAAGCAUUUAAUGACUGUUUUUGGAAUAAAGUUCUUGCAGACAGAUCGAGCUGCCAAAUUAUUGCUGGAACUAACGAUUACUUUUCAUUAAUCUGCCGAUUAUGAAUAAUGAAUUGUCCUGGAGGACUUUUUUUGUCAGAGGCUAUUUACUAAAGUGAUUGCACAGCCUACAAAAUGUCAAAACAUGGUGAGAAAAAAGUAUCCUAUCCUAACAGAAUCAUUAAUAUUGCAGCUGUUCGGCUUGUUGUUGCAGCGCUUGUGGUCCAGCAAAACUGUUCAUUUACAUUCCCACCACUCAGCUCGACUGAUUGUGAUGUUGGUCGGCCUGCUGCUUUGUUUGAGAUCAGAGCUCCUGUGUCACUAACAAGUGUUACUAAGCAUGUGACUAACUUUCAAACCUGACUUCCAAGUGUAUGCCGCUUCUGUGCAAUGUGAAGACAAUUACAUCCGUAACACAAACCAGACAAGUGAUUCUGUGGAUUAAUCAAUGCACGUAUCAUCCAUGCAUGAGUGAACUGAGGUCUGAGAAGUCAGACACAUCCAUCUGUGUUUACAGUCACAAAGGCGAAGCCUGCACACAAACACAAACUGGAACUCAGUAUCAAAGAGUGGCAGCAUCACAUGCUGUGCUGCAGUUUGUCUAUGUUUAGUUGGAAGGCCUUUGCUAAAUGUAUACUGGAAACUGCAUUCCUGCCUUAAAACCUCGGAUUAGCAUUGUCUGCAUCUAUUAUCCUAAUCAGACGGAGGGGGGCCCUGCUGUCUCAAGGGGGCACAGCCAGUCUCCAGCAUCGGUCUUGGUAGUCAAAUGACAUCUGAGUAAAUCAUCGACAGUAACGAGACAAACCGUGUGGAUGUGGCUGCUUGAAGUUUGCAAAAAGAAGUGUAACUUUUUUGUACACAGCAGCUGGUGCGCAAGAGCAGCAAAGAUCCUACUCAGCGCUUCAAACAGUUUACCUCGGUAAAAAAAGAAGGGAAAAAAAAACAAAAAACAGAUCAACAACCUACUGAAAACUGCUGAAGUGAAAGUUGACAAGGAAGUUGUUAAUCCGGCUCUGGCACACCGGAAAGAUCACACACAUUUUUAUAAAAGAUGCAGAGAGCCGUGAUCUGUCAACACAACACAAGCAUCACAGUCACCGUUAUCCUGAGACCAAACCCUCUCAUGGUGUGUGUGUGUGUGUGUGUGUGUGUGUUUCUAUUCUUGUGAUAGAGAGGAGGGACAAAGGGGAGCAGGAGAUAAAUAUUCUGGUACUUUCUUCUCUCCAUCACUUUGUGUCUGCCUCCACAGCAUCAACACAGGAAGACCAAAACGAUUGCUCAAGAGAAUAAACAUCAGAUUAAUCAGCAAAAACUGGGGAGCUGAAAUAGCCAAGAUGCCUGAGAAAGCACUGGAGAGGAAAUCUAAAAUCUCAGCGUCACGCAAGCUCAUGCUGAAGAGCUUGAUGGUUGCAAAGGCUAAAGAGGAGCUGGAGCAGGAGAUCGAAGAAAAAGAGGAGCAGAAGGCCAAGUACCUGGAAGAGAAAUCUCCUCAUCUACAGACCAGUGGCAUGUCCUUAAGCGAGCUGCAGACAUUAUGUCAAGAGCUGCAUGCCAAAAUAGAUGUGGUGGACGAGGAGCGGUAUGAUAUUGAAGCCAAAGUCCUGCACAACAGCAGAGAGAUCAAAGACCUGAACAUCAAGGUACUGGACCUGCGAGGGAAGUUCAAGAGACCCAACCUGAGAAGGGUGAGGGUCUCUGCCGACGCAAUCCUGCGCUCGCUACUGGGCUCCAAACACAAGGUCUCUUUGGACCUGCGAGCUAAUCUUAAAUCAGUCAAGAAGGAGGACGUAGAAAAGGAGAAGGCGGUGGAGGUGAGCGACUGGAGGAAGAAUGUGGAGGCCAUGUCGGGCAUGGAGGGCCGCAAGAAGAUGUUUGACGUGGAGAAGGGUGCUAACCAGUAGAGGGUCCAUACAUAAAUCCAAAAACUGUUGAAUACUUGGGAGGGCCACAGACAAAUCUUUGGUAUUUUAUUUUCAGUACAUUUUCCCUUUGAACACCCGCAUUUUCUGUAUGUUUUGUUUCAUUUUCACUGAAAUAAACAGCAUAUGCAGACUCCA